CUUUCGAGCGACGCGACAGUUGCGGUUUGUGUUUGCCAACGAAAUAACGUGUGUCACGCACUUGCGGAGAGAAAAACGGAAAGCAUUUACAUAACCGUUAAAUAACGUCUAGUGAUUCACUGGCAUCGAACGAACCAACGAAACAAAUACUAAUUAAAUCGCACGAGAGGAUUACACGGAAAAUAAUUAAAUUAAAUAAAUUGUGUACUAAUUUGUAGAAUAGUUUCGAAUUAUUUUUAAAACCAAAUAUUCAAAAUGUGCAACUGUUUGUGGGAGUGUCUGAAAUGCCCGGCAAAACUUUUUUGUUGCUGCUGCGAAUGUGCGCUGAAUAUGAUACUCGGCAUAUUCUGUUCGGUCAUAGUAUUAGCUGUCAUAAUCGGUCUGAUCGUGUACUUCACAGUAUACUAUCAUAAGGAUAGUUCCGACGGUCAGCAAGAAAAAUUGGUGCAGCAGCUUAUAACAGCUGCGCCUACAACCUUUAAGCAAUACUUCCAGCAACAACACUAAAAUGGAAUAAAUGCGGUUUAAUGCCAGUUUGGGGCUGUCUGGCAUUACUUUAGUGUCUUAUUGUAUAUUUUGUAAGUUUAAUAUAUUUAAACAAAUAUUUUUAAACAUUUAUACAAGAAAAUUUAACUGAUUUUUAAUAUAGCUUCGAAUUUAAUAAAAGAAAUAAUGUAAUCACACUGCUGCUAAUCUAAUCAAAGUUUUAUUGAACAAAUUUGGGUUCAUUUACGAUAUGCUAUAAAUAGUUCGUUCUUAAUGUUUGGGGCCAUAAUAUAAGGCUAUAGAAAUAGUGUUAUCACAAUGAUGUUUAUACUAUAUACACGCAUAUGUAUUUAUAAAUAUUUAUAUAAUAUACUUGUAUAAAAUAGUGCUUAAUUAAAUUAUUACUUCCCUUUGUUUAACUUCGUACCGA
Messenger RNA from Bactrocera latifrons, 916 nucleotides. RefSeq names its product protein midgut expression 1-like. The transcript is spliced from 2 exons. Bases 256 to 507 code for a protein of 83 amino acids. The record is from RefSeq and is a predicted model, not a curated record. Lineage: Eukaryota; Metazoa; Arthropoda; Insecta; Diptera; Tephritidae.